Messenger RNA from Alternaria alternata, 1980 nucleotides. Its product is annotated as mitochondrial carrier. Bases 163 to 1800 code for a protein of 545 amino acids. The record is from RefSeq and is a predicted model, not a curated record. NCBI's taxonomy places the organism in Eukaryota, Fungi, Ascomycota, Dothideomycetes, Pleosporales, Pleosporaceae. The transcript has 2 exons.
UCUGGCCUUGUCCAAACGCCUCCAUGACGUCUGCAGCUGGUGACACAGGACGCGCGAUGCGGAUCCGUCUCCGCGAACCAUGAAAGCUUUCCCCGCGUUUUCAAUGCUUUUGUGCUAUUUCCUGAAUCCUUUUUAAGCCGUCAUUUCCCCGGAGUUGUUGCGAUGGCCUCAAGCGUCAAUCCUGACAAGAUGAGCUACAUCUACAACUCGCAGCUCGAUGCCUUCACCCUCUACCACAUUUCCCACGAAAGGGAGGAACAUAGCGCUGUCGGCACUGCGCUCCCUGCCCUCGGCCACGCCACGUCUGGCGCUCUAGGCACCGUUAUAUCCAAACUCAUAACAUACCCUCUGGACGUUGUCAUCACGCGCCUCCAGGUCCAGCGCCAACUGCAUCCCGGCGACAAGCACCCGCACUACAAUGGCUUUCUCGACGCCAUCGAGAAGAUAUACGAGAGGGAGGGUGGGCCCAGGGCCUUCUAUACUGGUGUCGUGCCCGAAGCUCUCAAGGGCGUCGCCGACAGCUUCCUGUUCUUCCUGGCGUAUUCGUACGUGCGACAGAAGAGGCUCGAUGCGCGAGAUAGUGGGCGUAGCUUGCCUGCGCUCGAAGAGAUCGGCGUUGGUGUCCUGGCAGGCGCUUUCUCCAAGUUCUUCACCACACCCAUCCAGCAGAUCGUUACCCGGAAGCAAACGGCAGCAAUGAUGAAACAGGAGUCUUCGACCACCAUACCCCCGCUUUCCAGCACUAGAGAUAUCGCAUGGGAGAUUAGGCGCGAGAAGGGUGUGCAAGGCUUCUGGUCUGGGUACUCCGCUAGUCUGAUCCUGACCCUAAACCCUUCAAUCACCAUGCUGCUGCACAAGGCUCUCCUGCGACUAGUCGUACCCAGGGCAAAUCGAGACAAUCCCGGAGCGCGUAUGACCUUCCUCCUGGCUGCCAUAAGCAAGGUCCUCGCCUCCACCGUCACCUAUCCGUUCUCGCUUGCAAAGACACGCGCCCAAGUGUCUUCACAGGAGCCUUCUUCCGGAACCGGUGAGACUUCGGACAAAGAGAAGUCUAACGACGCGCUUGGAUCUAGAGCCUUACAAGCCAGGCAGCGGACCGUAUUCAGUACUAUCUUGCGCAUCGCCCAGACGGAAGGGAUAUGGGGCUUGUACCAGGGCCUUGGAGCGGAAGUGCUGAAAGGCUUCUUCUCUCACGGCAUCACGAUGCUGAUGAAGGACCGUAUCCAUGCUGUCAUCAUCAGUCUGUACUACACCGUGCAGAAUGCGCUGAAGAAAUACCCUAGCCCGAGUGAGGUCGCAAAGUCGGCAUCAGACAGUGUUCAAAAUGCCUACGAACAAGGCAAGGAACAAGCUAGCGAGGCGUAUGCGAAGGGUGCCGAAGUCGUCGGCAGUGCAACAGAAUCUGCAAAACAGGUCGUAUCGCAGGGCUCACGUGAAGCGCAAGAGCUUGUAGAAAAGGGUAGACAACAUGCUGCUGAUGCCUACUCGAAAGGCGCGCAAGCAGCAGAAACGGCAACGGCAUCCGCUCAGGAUGCUGUGCAUAGCGGGACGCAGCAAGCUGGGCAGGUGUACGAGAAGAGCAGAGAGGCCGUUGGUAAUGCUGCUAGCAGUGUCUACGACCAGGGCAAAAGUGUCUUAGACAAAGGCCAGAAUGCUGCAAGCAACGCAACACAGCAAACUGGAGAUGCGUUUGAACAGGGCAAGCAGGCAGCAAGCGACGCAUCGCAGCAAGCGAAGGACGCUGUUCUAGACGCGGACAUCAAGGACAUCAAUGGUCCCGACAAGGGCAUCAAGGAGUGAAGCAGAGGGCGGAUGAUUUCACCUAGCGCUUUCAGACUGUACAUAUACCCGAUUGAUUUAUACUUGUAAUGUUUGAAUGGUGGAUUUCUUUUGCUAUAGUUCGGCGUCAAAAAAAAGCGUGCCCAGCUAUGGUAGAUGAUGCAUAGCAGCAAAUAAUUUCCGGGUGAACUGUCCAUCUAC